Molecule: messenger RNA, 3936 nt
Organism: Sycon ciliatum
Lineage: Eukaryota; Metazoa; Porifera; Calcarea; Leucosolenida; Sycettidae
Source: RefSeq, a predicted model, not a curated record
CAGCUAACACGGCUAUGACCAAUGCAUUUCCCACGACGUCAGCUAACAAUACUUCUGCCGGGACCUCGGUGCUUCCCACGACCUCAGCAGCCAAUACUUCUGCGGCGGCCACUGCCCUUCCCACAGCCACAGCAACCAAUACUUCUGCGGCGGCCACUGGGCCUCCUCCGACCUCAGCAACCAAUACUUCUGCGGCGGCCACUGGGCCUCCACCGACCUCAGCAACCAAUACUUCUGCUUGGAUCAAUAAUUCUGCUACGACUAUUGUUUAUUCCACAACCCCGGCUAACAAUAUGCCUGCCGUGAAAACUGUGCCUGCUCCGACCCUGGCAAACACUACUUCUGCUGGGACCACUGCCCUUCCCACCGCCAUGGCUAACACUACGUCUGCUGUGACCACUGCUCUUCCCAGGGCCACGGCUGCCACGACUGCCGCUGAGUCCACUGCCGGUACCAUGGAGAUGACAACAGUCGCCAUGUCAACCACCGUCGGCACCACACCCGGAGCCACGCCUAUGGUACAUUCCGCUACUGGCUCAGCUCCGACGACGCUUGCUAACGAUACGUCGACGGCGCGCACCGGCAACAGCGUAUCGUCUUCUACUGGAGUGUCGCCAAUGCCAACUGACGCACCCACGUCGCGGCGGGAGCAUGCAAUCAGCACCAAGGGUGGUAGCGGCGGUGGUGGUUCUACAGCUACUGUGGCAUUACCUACUGCUACUGUGGCAUCACCCACUGCUACUGUGCCAUCACCCACUUCUUCUGUGCCAUCACCCACUGCUACUGUGGCAUCACCCACUGCUACUGUGCCAUCACCCACUGCUACUGUGCCAUCACCCACUGCUACUGUGCCAUCACCCACUGCUUCUGUGCCAUCACCCACUGCUACUGUGCCAUCACCCACAGCAACUACCACAGUUACGACUGACAGGGGACAUAUGAACAGCAAUGUCAGUGGUAGUGGUGACGCCUCCACUGCUACUGCAGCAGUGUCACGGAGAGACACGCUCACAUCGCACAAAUACGCACACGCUAGCAGUGCUAAUGGUGGUAGCGGUGCAGCAGUUCCGACCUCUAACCCGGCCGCUACUGCUCGCCGCGUAGUGCUCCCCGGUGAGCAGGGAUCAGCCCAGCCCACUGCGGGCCACAGCGGCAGCCAAGCCCUUGAUCAUCACCGACCUUCUGCCUGUCUACAACUAUGUCGUCGGGCGAGAACUAACACUGGAGUGCGUGGGUCAAGCUUCUCCUCGUCCCACGGUGCACUGGCAUACUCGUGCUCUUGAGGACGGCGUGUUCAAACACGUCAACAGCAGUACGAUGGGAACAGCGCGCGAUGUUAUCGUCAACGCGACGGUCACCUCCAGUAGGUUCUCGAUCCGUUCUCUGCCCAGCCAUGAAUCACUCGUGACUGUGCGGUGUCAGUUCAAGGGGCUCAACGACACGAUGACGGAUUCUUCCACGGCGCGUGUCGUUUUAUCUUCAAUCGCCAGGUCAACUGAUAAGAAUUCCAUUCUUAUCCCACUAGGACUCGGAGUUGGCGUUGGUGUCAUUCUGUUGGCUGUCUUCUUCGUGUUCCUUCUCAAACGCUCCAGCAGCAAGAAUAAGCAGAGUUCUCGAUUAUGGCCGAGAACGUGGAACAUGAGCAGCUGGUCUGUUGCCAACGGCGUCGGAAACCAUCGUCUUGACAACAACGACGCUUCGUCGACCUCGGACUCACGGAAGCAGCCGCUCCGGGCAGCAUCCACCACUAACUUGGUUACCGCGCCUGAGUAUGAGACCAGCGACCCGCUCCGGCCGCUGCGAUCAGCGCAGUCCGCUACGUCGAUGGCCUCCCUGGGCAUCUACGAAAUACCGCCAGGGAAGUUUGGCUUGCAGGAACGACCGUCCACGUUCGACGCUUUCCGUGGCAAGGAGCGAAGGAACAAUGCCAAUCCGGAUUUGGCCGCCGGAGGAGGGCUCAGAGAAGAGGACGACGACACCCCAGAGCCCGAAGAAGACACGUACUUUGACGGCGAGGAGAUGCGCCAGAGUAUGAAGAAGGUCGUCAAGGCGUCGUCCAUGCGCGGAAAGAAUAAGCUGUGUGCACAGGGGACGACGGACGACAAAGCUAACAUAUAUACGACCAGUCAACAUUCCCGCGGUAACUUUAAUGCGGAUGUUCUCGGGCACAAGUCCGCUGCGCCUGACGUCAGGCAAGUUGUGGAAGCCAACAGCACCGUCUACCAGGUCCUCGGUGCUGCUACACGCCUAGCAAAUGGGAUCCCAUCCGAACCAGAACAAAGAGCUGAGGACGGCUACGAACUGGACUUGAGAGAUGGCGAUGGCAGGUCGGCCUGCUUGUCGUACAAUGAGCUGCCAACCGCACUGCCCAAUCAGGCUACCACCGACGCAGCCGCAGAGUUUGAAGAGCCGUACGAUGUGUACGAGGACCUGGGCAGGGCUGGUCGUCAGCUGACCCAGAAGGUGUCCUCGCACACUCUCAAGAACCUAUCAGCGGUGGGCUGUCAGCAGUUCAUCGAGCAGAGCAAUGGUGACAUUGAGCCAUACGGAGAGCACUUCAGCCAGCAGUACACGGAUUACUCAAUUGAGCCGUACACCGAUCACUCGAUUGACCCAUACAGACAGCACAGUAUUCAGCCCUACAGCAGGCAUUCCAUUGAACCAUACAGCAACCAAGAGCUCUAUAUGACCACUGGCGCUAGCACGUUUCAGGCGGAAGUUACUGCGGCGAUAGAGGCCAGCCCGGAUUAUGACAUCAACGAGGAGCGCAGUGCUUUCGAAACGCUUGGGGACAGUUCUUUCCAAUCCGUGGAGAAGAAGAAACCGUCUCUGAUAAUUCGUCUGAGUCAAUCCAUGCGCCAUUCUCCCCUUGCGCUGAGAAGGCAUCUGUCGAAACCUGAACCGGAAGAACUACUUCCGAACUGGGAGCCACCGUCGACGUUUGUGUCGCAGCCAACCCUGCAGCACAACGAAUACAAUGAUAUUCCACCGCAGCAAACUAACACGACGCAACAGGAGGAAGCUCGCAAGGCGAGGAGGCCUGUACCCGUCAUGGAACUAGAGCAGGAAGACGUGUACGAAACUCCCACCCUGCCGCCUAACCAAUACCACAAGGCUGACACUGCACCUACAGUAGGGCUCCAAUCAGAGACGACGGAUCCCGGCCAGGAGCUUCACAGUCUGGGCAAGAUGCCCAAGGAUCGGUUUGUCGUUCAAUCGCCAAGCCACUACAGCGCCGCGGAUACGUCUCGAAGAUCAGCCGACGAGCCGGACGACAUCUACAACCAGUACAGCCAGGGCCCUUCGAAAUAUUUCGUUUCCUCCAUGAACUCUAGUGGACGGGCAUCGCUAGUCUGAUGAUUCCCGGCUGAAAAAGGUUGAACAGACCAUGCAUGCUUCUCUCCUUGCACCCAGUGGGAAGAAUGCUUAGCCAAGCAUAAACUAGUGAGUAGAGAUCCGAGGGCAGAAGUUUACCGUGUUCAACUGCGGCGGGAACUGAGGGCCAAUGAUGGAGCUGGUGUACGCACAUGAGCACUGGGAUGCUUCAGAUCCGCGUAACAAGCUGCUUUCGUAACAUGCUGUCCAAGUCUUGACGCGCUGAUGGCAUUUGUGCCGUAGGUACUCUGUUCGGCAUCGAUCGGUGUUGGCUCCCUCGCGGGAAUUGUGACGCACUGACGUGGUGGCAGUGACUGUGCUUGAACAACCGUUCUGCGGUAGCACCUCGUCACUUUCCCUGGCGCUGUGCCGAGCACUGGUCCGUGUACGCACGUGCACAUACGCGGCUGAAUAAGGAGUCUUGCGCAUCGUAAUAUUGAUUAUUGUGCUUGCAAUUGUAGUUUUCGGUAACGUUUGCCCCAACACGCGACCUUUCCUACCCCAAUCUCACGCCCGCAAGCAAUGCGUCGUGGUUUCAAGUUUUCAGCUCCCCCCCCCCCC